Haplochromis burtoni (Burton's mouthbrooder) is the source of this 3334-nucleotide messenger RNA. RefSeq names its product protein disulfide isomerase family A, member 5 (gene pdia5). The coding region runs from base 47 to 1633 and encodes 528 amino acids. The record is from RefSeq and is a predicted model, not a curated record. NCBI's taxonomy places the organism in Eukaryota, Metazoa, Chordata, Actinopteri, Cichliformes, Cichlidae. Gene Ontology annotation, cellular component: endoplasmic reticulum. Gene Ontology annotation, biological process: protein folding. The transcript is spliced from 17 exons. Gene Ontology annotation, molecular function: protein disulfide isomerase activity.
GUGGAAAAGCGAAUGCGCCUGCGUAUCCAGACGUGGCAACGGCAUCAUGGCCUCUUGGAAUCGCUACGGGAGUCGGAUGAGAGAGGCGAAAAUGUUAACGUUGGUGUUGCUGGUGUGGCUCCUGUCGGUGCUGGAGGCAGUGAAGGUGUCUCCUCUCAUAGAGAAAGUCAGUGACCACAAAGACUUCAAGAAGCUGCUCAGGACGAGAACAAAUGUUCUGGUGCUCUACACGGAAACAGCUACAUCAGGGGACUCCCACCUGAAACUGCUUUCUGAUGUCGCCCAGACGGUGAAGGGCCAAGGGACUAUCGCCUGGGUCAACUGUGGAGAUUCAGAGGGCCGGAAGCUGUGUAAGAAAGUGAAGGUGGACCCGAGCUCCAAACGUGGAAGAGCAGAGCUGCUGCAUUACAAAGAUGGGACAUUCCACACGGAGUACAGCAGGCCUGCUACUUUCAAGUCGAUGGUAGCGUUUUUGAAAGACCCAUCGGGGCCCCCACUGUGGGAGGAGAACCCUGAGGCUAAAGAUGUCGUCCACAUAGAGACAGAAAAAGACUUCAGGAAGCUGCUGAAGAAAGAAGAGAGGCCGGUCCUCAUGAUGUUCUAUGCUCCCUGGUGCGGUGUUUGUAAGAGAAUGCAGCCCAUUUUUCAGCAAGCGGCCACGGAGACAAAAGGGAAAUAUGUCCUAGCAGGAAUGAAUGUGCACCCAGCUGAGUUCGACGGCCUCAAGCAGGAGUACGGCGUCAAAGGCUACCCAACCUUCUGCUACUUUGAGAAGGGGAAGUUCCUUCACCACUACGAGAACUACGGCGCCACAGCCAAGGACAUCGCAGACUGGUUGAAGAAUCCUCAGCCCCCCCAGCCGAAGACCCCUGAAGUCCCCUGGUCAGAGACAGACUCUGCGGUCUUCCACCUGUCCGAUGAGUCCUUUGACAGCUUCCUGGAGGAACAUCCUGCUGCCCUGGUCAUGUUUUACGCCCCUUGGUGUGGCCACUGCAAGAAAAUGAAGCCAGAGUACGAUGAAGCUGCUGAAAUACUCAACAAGGGUGCAGAUAGUCCGGGUGUUUUGGCAGCAGUGGAUGCCACGGUGCAUAAGGCUGUGUCGGAUCGCUUCAAGAUCUCUGGUUUCCCAACGGUUAAGUACUUCGAGAAAGGUGAAGAGAAGUACACACUGCCACAGCUGCGAAACAAAGACAAGAUCAUCGAGUUCAUGCACAACCCACAGGCGCCUCCUCCACCGGAGCAGUCUUGGGAGGAGAAACCCUCCAGCGUCAGCCAUCUUGGGUCGGAGGAUUUCCGAGAGGCUCUGAAGAAGAAAAAGCACGCUCUGGUCAUGUUCUACGCUCCCUGGUGUCCACACUGUAAAAACGCUGUCCCCCACUUCACCACCGCAGCAGAGCUCUUCAAAGAGGAUCGCAAGAUCGUGUACGCAGCUGUGGACUGCACUAAAGGACAGAACCACGAGCUUUGCAAGCAGGAAGGGGUGGAGGGCUACCCAACAUUCAACUACUACAACUAUGGCAAGUUUGUGGAGAAGUACAAUGGAGAUCGAGGGGAGGCAGGCUUCACGGGUUUCAUGCGCAGCUUAAGAGGACGCGACCAGGAGAAGGUUGUCAAGCGGAAGGAGGAGCUCUGAGAGAAGCAUGCGGGGAGUGGGGGGGCGGCGUGGGGUGGGGGGGCAAUGCACUGUGACCCUUGAGCCUGGCAAAGGGCCCUUUCAGCACUGACGGGGGAGACUCGACAACCUCAGCGAAAGGCUAUUUUUUUUUAUACCGUGGUGACUCCGUUUGUAAUAAUACCAGAGUACUUGCUGUCAGACCAACCACUUGAGACUCGUGUUUUUCACGGAUGUUCUGAUGGGAAGAAAAUACACAGACGAGGAAAAAAAGAAAAGGUUUUCUUGUUUUUGCCCAACCACUGUGACUGAAUAUGUGAAAAGCUACACCCUAUACUGUAUCUAUGCAAUACUGCCCCAUGCUUAGCUCUGCAGGGGUUUGUGUGACUGUCAGACCACCAUGGUGGUGGACCGGUGGUGGGCAUCAGUAUCUAACGGUGGAGGUUGCACUGUCCCAAUGGGUCCUAAUCCAGCCCCAUCAACCCUGUUCUGUCUCUAAAAGAGACAAAUGCUGAUUAUUGACAUACACCUUUUGGUUUCAGUGAUUUGGGGGUUUUUUAACUUUUUUUUUUUUGUUUGUUUGUUUGUUCUUCUUGUUCUUGUUGUUGUACAGAACCUUCACGUCUGCAGAACAAUUUGAAAUAUUGAUUAUUUUUUCACAUCAUUUGGAAAGUAACGGCAUUUUAACACCACCACUAAAAAAAAAAAAGAAAAGAACCUAAAGCUUGUACAGUAAAAUGUGAGGUGCUCCAGUGAGUAGUGUAGGUUUGUUAAAUUGGUGAAAUCACAGCUAAAGGAUCAGUAUUCUGUGUGGAUGUGGACUAUCAUGAUUGAUUUUUGCUUUUAGAAAGGAGUUUUUGUUUGCCCCCAAACUGUGGCCUUACAGAUAUAAAAAUAUAAAAUGUCUGGAAUUGCAGAAAUAUAAUAAGUGGAAGAGAUUCAGAGGCCUGGUGCCCUUGUAACUCUCUCAUGAAAUGACCAAGUAAAGGAGAAUGAGGGUGGGGGAAAGGGAACACAACAGAACAUGAAAUGCCAAAUAUUACUGCAAGCUGCCCUUCAGAGUUUCACAGUUCAUACUUUUCCAAAUCUUAUUAUUAAUCUUAUCAUUCACAGCUGGAGUGACUUUACCUCUUGCUCCUUCAUUAAUUGUUAAUAAUGGGAGAGUUCAUUGACACAAGCAUGGGAGAUGCUCACAUCUGGUGUCUGAAUAGUCUAUGUGAUCAACAAACAUCCAAAACAUGAGUCUUACCUCCGUCCACUGAAGUAAUCACAGAUUCCGCUCAAUAUCCCACAAAUCCCCUCUGUAUUCACACUCUACUGGAAUAUCUCAGACCUCUGAUUUACACUUUGGGCAUUCAGUUUUUUUGCGUGUUUUUGUCUGUAACCAAUCUCUUUCAUCACUGGUGUUUCUGCUACUUCCUGUUUAACUGAAACUCACAGAGGAGUCGAGCGCAAAAGACGGCUUUCCGAAAUCUUUCCCGUUUCCCUUCUUCUGAGUACGCGUCUACUUGAAGCGCCUCGGCCUGGAAUGGUUCGGCUUCAGUCAGCUUGGAUAGUGCUCUCCCAUGCUUUCCUUCAUAUUUAAAACGGAUGACUUCACGAGACGCCCAAGGAAUAAUUAACUGUUAAGUAAAGUCUCCAGAGCCUCUUCCAGUUCUCGCAGCAUAACACCAUCUAUUCGGGGGCCAGAGUCAUUACCUUCUGUGAUACGUUUUUUUUUUU